AUGCAGCUGCUUUCUAUGGCCGCAACCACCUCAGGGCACUCAUUGGCGCCUGCAAUCCAGCAGCAGCAGCAACAGCAGCAGCAGCAGCAGCAGCAGCAGCAGCAGCAGCAACAGCAGCAGCAGCAGCAGCAGCAGCAGCAGCAACAGCAGCAGCAGCAGCAGCAACAGCAGCAGCAAAAGCAGCAGCAACAGCAGCACAUUUGA
This is a messenger RNA of Eimeria mitis, 204 nucleotides long. RefSeq lists its product as uncharacterized. Bases 1 to 204 code for a protein of 67 amino acids. The transcript has 2 exons. Lineage: Eukaryota; Apicomplexa; Conoidasida; Eucoccidiorida; Eimeriidae. The record is from RefSeq and is a predicted model, not a curated record.